Molecule: messenger RNA, 1732 nt
Organism: Schistosoma bovis
Lineage: Eukaryota; Metazoa; Platyhelminthes; Trematoda; Strigeidida; Schistosomatidae
Source: the annotation of a GenBank genome assembly
UACUCACUUAGAUUAUAUGAUAUACAAACCUUCAAAUAAUUGUCAAACUCAUUAGAUUAGUGCAGUCGAGUAGCAAGAAUAUCUACAUUUCGCAUCACCAAAGAAGUUAACCCGUAAAGAAACAAUAAGAGGCAAGCGCAAACAAAGUGAUCGGUUUUUAUACAAGCGACAUCGGAUAUUGGUUGUUGACUGGGAUGUCUCAAAAUUAGUUGUUGCGUUACAUGUUUUGGUGCAGAAGUUUUGUCUGUCCGGGAAGAAGGGUUUUGACUUUUGUAAAUAGAAGUCUCUUUGUUCAGUGUUCUCCGUUAUGUGGAAGUUUCAAUCGACGGUCCGAGAACCUAUGGAUUUGCAGAAUUCUUAGUAAAUUGUCACCAAGUGACAAAAUGCUCCUGUAUCAAGAAUUAUCCAAGUGCAUCACGGAGAGACCAGACUCCUCAGUGAGUACACAACAAGUUGAGGUAGCCCAUUUGACAUAUGCGCAACUUAAGUGCAUUUUUAUAGGUAACUGUCUCCCGUUCAUAGGAUUUGGUUUCCUGGAUAAUGCAAUUAUGAUAGUGGCUGGGGAGUAUAUUGACGUGCAAUUCGCAACAUUCUUGGGCAUUUCGACAAUGGCUGGUACCUAUAUUUCUGAUAAUUUUCAUGUUUCUAGCUGCCGGUCUAGGAAAUCUUGUUUCCGAUCUUUUUGGCAUAGGGCUCGUCGGCUACGUUGAAAAGUUCAUGGAAAAAAUUGGCAUUUCUGUUCCCCCAUUGUCUGCAUCCCAACUAGCCAGCAGUUCAGUUCGUUGGUCUAUAGCAAUAGGACGGAUCGUUGGCAUUACUACUGGUUGUCUUCUAGGUUUAUUGCCUCUUGUUUUGUUCAGUUGGUGAAAGCUAAAAAGAUUAACCAAGGGUUCAGUCCAACUUUCCGGGUUCUUUACCUCUACAAUAGCAGUGUUUUUAAUUAACUAGAUGUAUCUUGAUUUCUUCCUUAGCAUAAAUCUACAGAUCUUUAUAAGUCGUGACAGUGAAUUUGUAACUCUAAUGCAAACGCUUUGCAAAAGUAUAUUCUCAUACUAACCAGCCAUUUAAAACAGCAUCACAGCUCUGCAGAACAAUUUUUGGUUUCAAAAUUAACGUAAUAUCCAACAUCUGAUUUCGUAUAAUUUUUUAUUCCGUUAUCUGGAUCGAUUUUUUACUGAUCUAAUCAUAUUACAAGUAUGCAGAUAAUAUUUCCAAACUGCUGAACUGUUUAAAAUAAGUCUCAUAUCAUAAAUGCCUUUGAAGACACUUGAGCGCCAAUCUCAACUAUACCGUGUGGUAAAUAUGAUUCUCUAAAUGUAUUAGGAUUACAUAAUUAAUAUCUUAAUAAUCCUUCAUUCUUAGUUUAUAAUUUACUACUUUAUUUUUAAUUUCUAUGUAAAAUACCUAGCUUUCAUCAAAAUAAAUGUAUUUUUACUAAACUCCCAGCGUUAAGAAAUGUGCCAAGAAAAUGCUUUGUCGACUUGUUUAUGUACAGUGACCAAGGUACCUGGUCCUUAACAACUCCCUGAGAGUAUGAGAUUUAAAUUUCGUGGAUUGUGGGUAAACAUAAAUUCCUAAACUCCUUGAUGUAUAAAUGCUAUAAACCUUUGCAUAGUGAAUGGUUAGUAAAAGUAACCCAUGCUUGAUAAAGUUUUGGCAAAAUGUCCCAUACUUAUUUAGAAUUAUUAUUUUUAUUAAUCAAACGUAUGAUGUCUUAUACUUUGAUUCUUCG